This is a messenger RNA of Passer domesticus (house sparrow), 5847 nucleotides long. RefSeq names its product calpain 13 (gene CAPN13). The coding region runs from base 1773 to 3626 and encodes 617 amino acids. The transcript has 20 exons. Lineage: Eukaryota; Metazoa; Chordata; Aves; Passeriformes; Passeridae. Gene Ontology annotation, molecular function: calcium ion binding; calcium-dependent cysteine-type endopeptidase activity. Gene Ontology annotation, cellular component: cytoplasm. The record is from RefSeq and is a predicted model, not a curated record. Gene Ontology annotation, biological process: proteolysis.
CACCUGGUGAUCCGUGAUCCACGUGUCUGUGUCUCUGCAGCAGACAGAUGAAAACCCUGCCUCCUUUUCACAGCUUUGGAGCAGCUGUGUGAGCCUCUUCUAAUGGAGAUUGGCAUCCUGGUGCUGUGGUGGUGUUCUGGCAUUUGACGUGUUUGCAGAAGAAUCAGUGUUGCAAGCACUUUGAGCAGUUUUCAUGAAUUCUGAUCCUGCUGGCAAUUCCUGGAUCAUCCCCAUGGACAUCCAGCCUAUGUUAUGUACCAGAGAUUAUUGUUUUCUAUAAAUGCAGAGUCAGACCCAAAGCCACACAAUUUAGAUGGCUUUUACAAAUUUUACUGGACUCCAGCUGCCUGAGGCCACUGACAACGAGGACGUGCAGCAAUGAUCAUCUCACCAAAAGCAGAAGAACAAUGAUCAUCUCACCAGAAGCAGAAUAUGUGGUGUUGGGAGAGGGCACUUCUAACCUUCAUUCUGAGGCUGCUAUCACCUCCUUACUAAUGCUUGGGAAGGUGAUCUGGGUGGGUGCUGAGCAGAAGGCAAGGUGAAAAGGUUUCCUGGAGGUUUGGCAGUGGUGGGAAGCACUGGCUGACACUGCAGCUGAUGGGGUGGAUGGCUUUACAAGAUGUGGAGGUGUGAGACUGGGCAGUAACCAAGGACAAUUCAAAUGAUUUGAGCAUGAAAACACCUGCACCCAGGGGUGCAGAGAGUCUGGGUGGAUCUCAGAUCAGCACCCUGCACUUUCAGGGGGGAGUUAUUUUGACUGAUGACUGAUCCAGUGCUUGAAAUGGCUGCCCCAGAACACUGUAGGGGUUAAAAGGAAAUUGGCUUAUCUGGUCACAACAUACUUUCAGUUCUGUUAAUGGAACUGUUAUUAGAGUGGAUUAUUCAGUGCCCUGGACAUGAAACCCUGAUUUGGGCACGUCCCACGUGUUGAUAACAGGCAUGGCUUGUGCUGUCUCUGCAGCUGUGUGCUGCCAGAGCAUGCAUUGGUACGUUUGCAAUGGAUCCUCGGCGUGAAGGAUCGCAGUCAUUGCAUCUUCAAAUUGAUUUUCUUCUACGGAAAGCUGUUUGAAGCAAAAACCAAUUUGGUUUGUAUAAACUACAUUAGAGAUAAGAAGAUAUCCCUCAGAGUGCACGAGAUCACCUUAGAAGACGUUUUCACCGUACUGCGAGUAACAAGUCACACAAUAAAAGGAAUUUCUUACAGCUGAUCUGAUCUCCACCCAUCCGUGAGCUGGCUCUGAAAUGAGAUAAACCUAUCUCCUCUAAUUCAGGACAGAUGUAUCAUAUUUCCCAAUCACAUUACAGACACUAGGAAGGCCUGGUGGUGUUAACACUGAGCAUAUAACCCAGGCAAGUGAGGCAGCUUUAUCUGCUUUGAGGGUCUGGCCUUGUAAAUAAGGUGCUAAACUGCUCCCCCUGAUCUGGAAGUUGGCCUGUGAUGUUCUACCUGUGCUGCUACUGAGUUUCCACAGAUACUUAGGGUAGCAAAUAAUCCCAAGGCUCAUUACUGCACAUAAAUCCCUCAGCCUUCUGAGUUUCCUUCUCUGGAGCCACUGCAAAAAUGGACACAUCAAUACAGCCUUCUGCAGAAAAGCUGACAAUCUCAAAAUGGGCUCGUGCUGCAAUAACUGAAAUCUCCUGCCAGGAGCUGAAGGAACCAGGAGGCAAGGCAGGCUGCACAUCUACUUCUACUUCUCUGAGCCCUGAAACCACAGCAGAAGCUUUCAGCUGAAGGGACAUCCCCAGGAGCUGGUGCCCAGGAAAAGGGCACGAUGCUCGCUCCCAUGCCAGAGCGGGGCUGGCAAACCACAGGAGCCACAGGAAACCUCCAGAACCUGAAGAAACUGAACAGCCAGGACUUCAGGGACCUGCGAGCCUCGUGCCUGAGCCGAGGGCUGCUCUUUGAGGAUGCCACCUUCCCUGCCCACGCCAGCUCCAUCGGUCCCACCCUGCUCCCGGAGGAGAAGCUCCGGCAGAUCCAGUGGAAGAGGCCAACGGAACUUCAGAGAAAUCCUUAUUUGAUCAUGGAUGGAGUUAGCAGAUUUGACAUCAUGCAAGGAGAAAUAGGUGACUGCUGGAUGCUGGCUGCCCUGGGCUCCCUGACACUGCGAAAACAAUUUUUGGAAAAUGUUUUACCCAAGGACCAAGGAUUCCAGGAAGAUUAUGCUGGGAUUUUUCAUUUCCGGUUCUGGCAAUAUGGAGAAUGGGUGGAUGUAGUGAUAGAUGACCGGCUGCCAUUCCUAAAUGGAAGAUACCUCUCUGUACACCCCCGAACUUCAAAUGAGUUCUGGCCAUCCUUGCUGGAAAAAGCAUAUGCCAAGCUGCAGGGCUCCUACCAGAACUUGAAUGGAGGCUACCUUUCAGAUGCUUUAGUAGACUUCACAGGUGGAGUCCAAGUGCAGUUUUCAUUGAAGGAUCCACCUCCUGAUCUGGAGGAGAUCCUGAAAGCAGCUGACAAAUCUCGGUGUCUCAUGGGGUGCAGCACCUCAGUCCAGUCAAGGAGGAACAUAGAGCUGAGGAAUGGCAUUGUACAGGGCCAUGCCUACACCGUCACAGGAGCUGUGAAGAUCCCCUACAAGAAUGGCUGGAAGCAUAUCAUCAGGAUCUGGAAUCCGUGGGGCCAUGGGGAGUGGAAGGGGCCCUGGAGUGAUAACUCUCCUCAGUGGGACCGUGUUGAGCCUAAAUACAGAGAAGCCCUCCUCAGAAAUAAGGAUGAUGGAGAAUUCUGGAUGUCCUGUAAGAACUUCCAGGAGCAGUUUUCAUGGCUGUAUAUAUGCAACAACACCCCAACAUUCCUGGACUUUGGAGAUGAGCACGGCACAGCGGCGUGGUCUCUGAACAGCUACACCGGCCUGUGGAGGCCGGGCCUUCCCACCAGGAGGAGCCGCUAUUCCCAGGCAGGUGCAGCUUCUACAAACCCCCAGUAUUUUUUCAAAGUGCUGGAUCACAACCCAAAAACCUGUAAUGUAGCAGUUUCACUCAUGCAAAAACACGCUGAGCAUGUGCAGGAUGAAAAAAACCUGAGGAUUGGCUUUUUCCUCACCACGGAGAACUCCAGAGUUCUGAAGCAAACCUUUCUCCAGAGUCGAGAUGUGACCAGCUACUUGAUCCUGAGCCCAGGAACCUAUGCUGUUGUUCCUGCUGCAGCAGAGGACCAGGAAUUUGAAUUUCUCUUACGAAUUUUCAUAAAGAAUCAAGACUACCAUGAGAACUCAAGCUCCCUGACCAGCCCAGGGCUGCCGAUGGAUGUACCAAAGCAGAACCAGGGCAGCUCCUAUAAGGCUCUUUUCCUAAAAUACGCUAAGCAGGGCUCAACUAUUGAUGCCUCCCAGCUGCAACAACUCCUCAAUGAAGUGAUCUCGCAAGAUGAAAUGACCAGCCUGGGAGGGACGUUCAGCUUUGAUUCAUGCAGAGGCAUUUUAGCUCUGAUGGAUCUCAACUCGAACGGAAGACUCACCCUGCAGGAGUUCGGGAGCCUCUGGCGAAGCCUCACUAAGUACAUGGAUAUCUUCUUCAAGGAAGACAGGAACCGUUCUGGAUUUCUGGAUAUUGCUGAACUGGAGAACGCCAUACAGGCAGCAGGUAUGCCCAGAGGGGCUGAGCAGCUCCCUUUGUUCUCCCUGUGAGGAAAAAGAAGGAGGAAAGAGGAAAAAAAAAAAAGACUUUUAGGGAGAAAGUGGUUUGGAUUUCCCAGAGAUGCCAGUUAGAUCACAGCUCUGCUGAGAGAUCUGUGAUGGAACCAGCAGAAAGAUGCAGAGACUGGCCAGACCUGCUUCUAGGUCAUGGAUGGAACAUCCAGUGGGGAGGAAAGGAAAAAGGAAGAGUGGAUUCUUGCACUUGCCUCACUCAGUUCCUGCAGUUUCUCUCCAGGACAGUGACUAAGUCUAGAAGGGAAAGCCACACCGACAGGCAUUUAUUUAGUUUGCACUGACCUCUGUUGGCUGCUGAGUGCUGAAGCUCUCAGCGAGUGCACAGGAGUGGAGCAUUUCAGCUGAGUUUUCUCAAAGGAGACUUUGUGCAUGAAGUACAUCUCUGACACAGCCAUCCCCUUUUAAUUGUGCACUAGAGAAGCUCCCGUUUGGCUGCCUGGAGCUCAGAGGGGUGCUGUCCCAGGAGGAGACUGGUGCAGGAUUGCUAUCCCUGGAAGCCAUCAGCUGAGGGGAUGCAUAUAUAUUUUUUUUGCUGCUGAGAGCUGGGCAAAGCAUCAGCACCUGUCUGAGAAGUGCAGCACUGAUGUGCCAGAUGUCAAAGGAGAAGCUGCCAGGGCCGUUCUGUGAGAAAGAUGCCAAAGUGUAAAACUGGGAGGAAAACUGUGCAUGGAACAGUCCUGUCAGCCAAAACAAUGCAGCUGUUUGGAGGGAUAAAAAGGCACUGUUAAGUGGCAAAUUCAAUACAUGCUUGACUACAAGUUGUUCUGAGUGGGGAAGAAAAUUACAAGCUCAUUCUUGCUGCCCUCUGAGCAUUUGAAUCUGGCUUGGCAAUGAGAUGAUCCCUGUCCUGCCUUUUGAGCAGGAACCCCAGCAGGCGUUUGGGAGUUUGAUGCUACCCCUGGGAAUGGUAUUAAUGUAUUUAAAUCCAGCUCCUAGUCAGCUGUUCCCUGAAGUGUUCAGUGCUUUUCCAACAAAACACUACAGUGUGUCCUUAAUUUUCACUGUUUUCCUAAUGCUUCCAAUAAUAAUAAUGGAUCAGAGUAAAGCAGGCCAGCUGCAUUAACAGCAGUGCUGCCCUGAAAUGCAGCAGUGUUGGCCUGAUGCAUUUACAAACUCCUCUUUGGCAACAGCAAAUGAUUCAAAAUAAUUUUUAUAAAUAGGGAAACAUCAAGUCAGUAAUUAACAUCUUGGCCAAAACCAGAGGGAGAAAUCCAGCAGACAAAAGGCUUGGGAAGUAUUCUUACAAAUCAGCUGAAAAUUCUUGGGAACAGAGAGGACUGACCCUUCAGUUUUGUUGAUGAGGUUAAUUGAGAGAUGUUGCCAAAGUGAGCAGAUUUCAGAGCAAGUGUAUCCUAGACUGACCAGGCCAAAUUCUUGGUGUUUUACUAGGGUAAGACUUGAUUGUAGCAUCCCAUAAGUAAUAUUUACUGGAAUCUGCUCUCUGGAGGGAGCUUGAUUGAAUUCCUACUGUCUUCAAAAGGUUAAAAAUAGAAUUUAUUGCUCACUGCUACAGUGCUUUAAAACCAGACUCGAAGAAGACAAUUAAUUAGAUUAAUUUUUAAUUUUUGUCUUUAUCUCAUUUGAAAAGAAUAUAAAAUCAUGUUUACCUUAAUUUGAAAUGUAUCUUAAGCCCAAAUGUAUUUCCAUUCUUUAAUUAUUCAGCAUAAUGUACCUGCUUCCUGCUGGAGACCUCCAACUAGGCUCAUGCAACCAGAGUUUGUCAAUGGUGGUACAAAACCACUUCCAUCAGCUCUCUCUCUCCCUACACAGGUGUAGAGAAGCCAUUUCUUUUAUUUCUGCUUUUUCAACUAAUUUAGCUCCAUGAUGAGUUCAUUUGAAACGGAAAAGUUUAGAGCUGGUUGAAAAAACAGGAAAGUUACUUCACAUCCAGCUGAGCUACUAAAACCUGGAGCGAGCAAAUGAGACUUUUCUGAAGUCUCAGGGAAGGCAUUAAACCAAAGCUAUCAGUCCAGCUCUCUGAAGAAAAUUUCCCUUUUGUUUUGCAAAUCAGCUUUUAGUGCAAAAUAUAUUUAAAUCAUUCCUCUUAUAUAGCCAGCACAUUUAGGGUAGUUUUAUUUAACUAAUAAAAGAAUCAUUCUAAAAAGCAAUUUUUGUUCAUUCAAUUGAAUACCGAUUUCCAUCCAAACAGACUGCGACACAAAUACUGAAUAACCAACUAAUAAAAAAGAAAUGCACC